Molecule: messenger RNA, 635 nt
Organism: Drosophila takahashii
Lineage: Eukaryota; Metazoa; Arthropoda; Insecta; Diptera; Drosophilidae
Source: RefSeq, a predicted model, not a curated record
AUGGGCAUGGGCCUGGGUCUUGGCCUGGGCCAUGGCCAUGGCACCACCGGAACCCUGACGCCCCACGGAGUGGCUACGUCGGCCACCUCGCCCACCGCCCACUCGGCGCCGCUGGGCAACAUCUGCAACACGCUGCCACAUGCACCGAGCUCCUCAAGCGGCGGCGGUCUGGCCGGCAAUCUGCCACUGAACCGGAACCUGGUGAUGCUGCGCAAUCACCUGCGCAAGAACACGGGCAGUAGCGCUGCCGGAAACGGCGGAACAGGAGCUUCCGGUGUGGGAGUGCAGCUGCUGCAGGACCAGGACGACAGACUGGAGGAUCAAUAACCCAUUUACUACAUCAAGUUCUUAGUUUAGUCUCCCGUUGAGUUAAGUGUAUUUCAAUUGCUGUGAUUCGAUAGUGAAAACAAAAGGCCAACACGCGUCUUUCAGUUCAAAUGUAUAGUAUGUAUAGAGAGAGAUAGACAGACAGUUAGGGAAAGAGAGAGCGGUAUAGUGGUGAUGCGUAGUGGGGGAGAAAGUGAGCGAGAUAGUGAGCAGAGAUAGUCAGAGUCAGUCAAUCCUUCCUCCGAUAAUGUUGGCAUUUACACAAAUAUUUAACACUUAUAUAUAAAUACAGACCUUACAGACUUAUA